Hypanus sabinus (Atlantic stingray) is the source of this 1644-nucleotide messenger RNA. RefSeq names its product PR domain containing 8 (gene znf488). The record is from RefSeq and is a predicted model, not a curated record. The transcript has 3 exons. Gene Ontology annotation, cellular component: nucleus. Gene Ontology annotation, molecular function: protein binding. Gene Ontology annotation, biological process: regulation of DNA-templated transcription. Lineage: Eukaryota; Metazoa; Chordata; Chondrichthyes; Myliobatiformes; Dasyatidae.
AUGGAACUUACCCCUUUCUCUAAGGGGCUAUGGACAGGUGACAAUAAAUUUCUGCAUCAUCACUUCACUGACAUACUAACAAGUGUGCACAUUACCCGGGAGAUCCCCGAAGAUGCUGUUUUCGGUCCCUGCAUCCUCCAGAACAACUUUUACGACACAAUCGCGUUCAUUGCCUUGAAGUCUUCAGAUCGGAGAUGUGUACCCUAUGUGUUCCGGGUGGAUAUAACUGCGUUGAAUAGUUCCACGGAUGGGUUGUCUUGGUUGCGGCUGGUACAAGCGGCGAACAACGCCAAGGAGCAGAACUUGGAGGCUUACCUGAAGAGCGGACAACUGUAUUACCGCUCUACGCGGAGGAUUAGAAGGGACGAGGAGCUCUUCGUGUGGUACGACAACGAACUCUCCACGCUCCUCGGCUUCACUGAUAUCAAAACUCGUACUGGCUCAAACAGUGAGUAAUCCGGACACCACGCAAAAUGCGCGGACUGCGGCCAGGAACUGAAGUAUGAAAAUCCAUAUCUGGCCCACGUUCGAUUCUUUUGCGGAAAGAGGAAGGAUUAUCUCUGGCGAGAUUUUCAGACCCUUGGCUUUGGUCACAGUGGCCUUUUUAAAGACCCUUCCAAGAACGCUGAGCUCAAAGAUAAGAGCAAGGUGACCAACUUUCAUAGGAUCGCCCAUGACUUGGAACACUCUAAGAAGAAAUCAAUGGCACAGGUCGAGGAGCGACCGCCCUCCGAAAAACACCCCAACAAGCGGAAACUAGAAGGUGCAGAGGACAACAAAAGCAGGAAAACGGUCUUAUUGGAGAAAACAAAUAACCUGGUGUGCGUCCAGAACGGAAUUUCUAAAGAUGAGCCAAGUGUUUUCCCGACGCUUGCGGUUUCUGUUUGGAAACUUAAUUCUGAUAAGUAUUUGUUGAAGAAGGAUUCAUCGGAGCAUAAAGCAAGUGCAUUUACUGAGGUUCGAAGACAGCGCGAAAAAGCCAAAGCUGAAAAAUUAGACGGCAGUGCUAAAGAUGAAACCCCUGACUUGACGAGGAAGGUGGGUGCAAGAGCAGAGGUGGGUCUCAGUUCCUCUGGCAGCGCCUUCUCUUCAGUUUUGCCUUCUGGUGUCAGAGCAGAUGAGCAGAAGAGUGCAUUCUGUCAGCCAUGCAGACGAACGGGGGAAGGGACCCCUUUGCUUCUGAGCCAUGCUACUGCUGAGGUCGCCGGGGAUUUAUCUGAUUCCACCGCUACGAGUCAUCUCCUGGGUCCCACUAAUCUGCUAAACUCUAAGUCUAUCAACACUGAUCUUGGCAAUUCUCACAUAUUACACGCAAGUGUUGCAACCGGCAGCCCACUUUUAUACCCCACUGACAUGUGGCCAAAACCGGUUGGCGUUCAACUCCAAUCCACGUCCACGCUGACACUGCUCCCCCCAUCCUACACGUCCUUCGGGGUUUCUGCUCAGAACUGGUGCGCCAAAUGCAACGCGUCCUUUCGAAUGACUUCAGACCUGGUGUUUCACAUGAGGUCUCACCACAAAAAAGAGUAUGCAACCGACUACUUGAACAAGAGAAGGCGAGAGGAAAAGUUGACGUGCCCGAUAUGUAAUGAGUUUUUUAGAGAGCGCCAUCAUCUAUCCCGACACAUGACAUCUCACAAUUGA